AUGGAGAGCAGAGGGCCACUGCCUACCUCGUGUUGGCUGCUGCUGCCGCUUCCGCUGCUGCCGCCGCUGCUGCUGCUGCUACCGCUACCACCUCAUACCCGCCAGGGACUGGCCCUGAGACAUAUUCUCCCCACCCAGAGGGCCCAGGAUCCUCCUGCUAUGCAUCUCAGCAAUGGCCCAGGACAAGAGCCUGUCACUGUUUUGACCUUUAACCUCUCCAGGGUCGCAAAAACCUCCUCCUCCUUUGAGGUUCAAACGUGGGAUCAAGAGGGAGUCAUUUUUUAUGGGGAUACCAACCCUAAGGAUGACUGGUUCAUGCUGGGCCUUCGGGAUGGCAGGCCUGAGAUCCAAAUGCACAGUCACUGGGCCCAGCUUACAGUGGGUGCUGGACCUCGGCUGGAUGAUGGGAGAUGGCACCAGGUGAAAAUAAGGAACCAUGGGGACUCAGUGCUCCUGGAGGUGGAUGGGGAGAUGGUGCUACACCUGAGACAGGUCUCUGGGUCCCUGAACAUCAAACCCCAGACCAUCAUGAGGAUUGCGGUGGGGGGAUUGCUCUUCCCCCCCUCCAGCCUUCGGUUGCCACUUGUCCCUGCCCUGAUGGAUGGCUGCCUGCGGCGGGGUAGCUGGUUGGAUCCACAGGCCCAGAUCUCAGCCUCUACCCUCACUAGCCUCAGAAGCUGUGGUCUAGAGUUGCAACCUGGGUUAUUCUUCCCUUCAGGGACUCACACAGAAUUCAGCCUCCAAGACAUUCCCCAGCCUUAUACAGAGCCCUGGGCCUUCUCUCUGGACCUGGGACUCAAGCUGGCAGCAGGCUCAGGCCACCUCCUUGCCCUGGGGACACCAGAGAACCCUUCUUGGCUCAGCCUCCACCUCCAAGAUCAAAAGGUGGUGCUGUCUGCUGGGUCAGGGCCAGGGCUAGAUCUGCCCCUGGUCAUGGGACUCCCUCUUCAGCUGAAGCUGGGUAUGUCCAGGGUGGUCUUGAGCCAGGGGCCUAAGACAGAGGUCCUCGCUUUGCCUCCCUUGGGCCUUGGCCCCCUCAUCAGCAGCCUCUGGGCCCAGUCUGAGGGGCAUCUCUUCCUGGGGGCUUUACCAGGAGAGGACCCUUCUGCUUCCUUUUGCUUGGAUGGGCUUUGGGUGCAAGGCCAGAAGCUGGACAUGGACCAGGCUCUGAGCAGGAGCCAGGACAUAUGGACUCACAGCUGUCCCCAGAGCCCAGGCAAAGGCACUGAUACCUCCCAAUCAAUCCCCACAUGA
Cynocephalus volans (Philippine flying lemur) is the source of this 1254-nucleotide messenger RNA. RefSeq names its product sex hormone binding globulin (gene SHBG). The record is from RefSeq and is a predicted model, not a curated record. Lineage: Eukaryota; Metazoa; Chordata; Mammalia; Dermoptera; Cynocephalidae. Gene Ontology annotation, molecular function: steroid binding.